Hydractinia symbiolongicarpus is the source of this 3767-nucleotide messenger RNA. RefSeq lists its product as uncharacterized. Gene Ontology annotation, biological process: smooth muscle cell differentiation. The record is from RefSeq and is a predicted model, not a curated record. The transcript is spliced from 7 exons. Bases 176 to 3115 code for a protein of 979 amino acids. Lineage: Eukaryota; Metazoa; Cnidaria; Hydrozoa; Anthoathecata; Hydractiniidae.
CGUUUGUCAACAAGAAUGCGCGAAGAUUUGUGGAGGCGUCAGGUCUGUUGUUUUGACUCUUUAGGCCGAACUAAUGAGUAAUGAUACAACAAAAAUAUAAACAAAUGUUAUAAGUUAAAACUAGUUAUAUUCCCUAUGUCAAUGUCAUUAUGACCAUUUUUUAUGUCCUUGUAUAAUGGACAAUCCCUCUCCUGAUUUCAACGACUUGGUGAUUGACGUUGAUAAUUUUACAUUACAUCAACAACAACAGUCAGGAGACAAUAACAUGGGUAUCGCAAGAUUUGACCGAAGACAGCGCCCCUCGCCAUCACUGGACAACUUAUUUAGCAACAGAGACGUUUUGGCAAGAAGAUUAAAAAACAGACCGGACAAGAAUGAUUUGGUUGAUCGAAAUAUUAUUCCAGCUCAUGUCUCCAAUCCUAAUAUUUACGAUAAAAUCGCACAACUUGAGCGUAAAAAGACUGGUGACUUUCUGCAAAGAAAAAUUAGAGCACGGCCAAACCGUCAGCAACUUAUUCAAAGACAUAUUUUAUCAGAUCAUCGUGUAGAUCCAUCUUUAUUUGACAGUCUUGGUCGAUUGGAGCGUCAGAAGAUUGCUGAUCAGUUAAGUGAAAGACUGUUAUCGAGGCCAGGUCCUAUAGAGUUAAUACAAGAUCAUAUAUUACCUGUUGAAUCACCAAUACAAAAUGCAAUCGAGCAGGGACAAGUGGCGUUUGAAAGCACUGUUUCCCCAACAUCAUCAAACGCUGAUUCGCCAUUAGUUAACGGAAUAGGUACUGGUGUUACUACGUUUCACUGUGGGUCUCCAUCCCCACCACCAUCCACUGAGUCAUUUGCUGAGUCAUUUAAAAAUCAUUUGAACUAUAUUUCUAAGGAUAAUGGUAGUACUACAAGAAGUUUUAUUAAGAAAACACCUAGUGAGCCAAAUAUUGGUAAUUUAACUAUAUCAAUUUCUCAAAAAGAAAAUGAGAAAUUGGUUCGUGCAGUAAAUAAAAAAUCACGCCCAACCAAGCCGAGAGUUAAGAAAUUAAAAUUUCAUGAAUGUCGUCCACCUGAUAUGCCAUCUGAUUCACCAUCAGUUGAUGAAGUAGAUGAACGUUACCAAAGAUUGCUAGAGCAACAAACUUUGUAUUUGCGUUUGCAAGUUAUGCAACAAAAUGCUAUGAUGAAUGCACUGCAAGGAAAUACCAACUCGAUGGAAGAAGUUACAGAAGAAAUUGAAAACGUCAUAAACCAAGAUGCAACUAAGUCUGCUGGAGAAGUGCAAAAAUCUCUUGAAGGAAAAAAACUUGACGACCUUCGUGUAAGAGAUUUAAGAGCACAAUUAAAACAGCGUGGUUUGUUAGUUUCAGGUUCAAAAGCAAGAUUAAUUGAACGUUUGAUUGCUUAUGAAGAAGGAAAUAGUAAUCCAGCUGAUUUUAGUUAUGGUGGUGUAAAUUCUGUGGCUGAAACCAUGCAAAACAUAACAUCUCCAAAAACGUCUUCCAGCAUCUCACACUCCACACCAGCAACAACUGUCAUGCAGGUCACAACAUAUACUACUGACGCUACAGGUAAAACAUACCAGGUUAUACAAGCUGUCCCACAAUCGCUGCACAAUGUGAUGCAGUAUCAAGUUCUACCUGCAAACUAUGUUUCAAAUGCUGAAAGGUCUUUGUCUCCACUGCAAAUGAAACAUGUGAAUAUUCAACCAGUUGUUGCAGUAACUCAACCACAUGUCAUGACACUACAGGAAUCUGUGUCAGGCCUAAAAACAAUGGAAAGUCAAGCAUCACCAUCACAAAUACAAUUUCAUCUGGCACCUCCACCACAACAACCAUCACCAACUAUUGUGUUACAUCAAGGCCCUCCUGUUCAGAGAGCUGCCUUGCUUCAACACGAGAAGCAUAAAGUACAAGUACAACACAUGCCUGGCUUAAACCAAAAUUUCUUCAUGGCCAACCAAAGUCAAACAGCAUUCACGCAGCUGUCGCAAUCAUUACCAGCUACCCAUUUUAAUGAUAACUACUUUGUACAAAAUCAUUUAACAAAUAAAAAAACUGAACAUCAAAAAAUCACUACUAAAGCCAGUUUGGAUACGCAACUAAGAAUACGCACAGUAUCCGAACCAGCACAAAAUUAUAAACGGUCACAGAGCCAUGGUGACUACAAGGGACUUAUAAAGGGUUUAGACAAAAAUGCAAACUAUCCCCAACCAUUGGUUUCUACAUCUUCCUUAGAAUCAAUAAGUAUCAGUGGAACGCAACCAUCAACUGGAAUGAUUUCAUUCGAGCAAAACCAGGGUUCAGGAAUUAAGACUGAAACCAAAAAUGACUAUGAUGAUAUUAUGGAUAUUAUUGGAGAAUUAUCAACACCUUCACCCAUCUAUAUGGCUUCCCCAAUACCUUCAUCAGCAGGUUAUGUAAAAACAGACGUUACACCACAGUAUAAUUCUUGUUUAUACGAUACCACAGAAUUAAAAAAGCAAGUAACAAAUAAUUUCUUAAAUAUCGGACAACAAAGAAAUAAACAAUUUUCAUCUGUACCUGAAAAUAUCAAUACUAUAAGUAACAGUUCUAGCCAAGCAUAUUUAUCAUCUCCGUAUGGUAGUCUGGGUACUCAUAACAACCUCAGUGGAAGUAUGACGGAUCUUCAAUCACCACAAUCUGGUAGUUAUGGCAACUUAAAUCUAUCUUCCAGUACAGGGAAUCUUUUAUCAGAUAACUUUCAGAACUCAUUAAGUUCCCCAUUUCAAACCACACAGACACAUAAUUACUUAAAAAUGAGUGAUAAUCCUAUGUCUCCCAUGAGCACGGAAGAUGAAGGUCUUGCAAUGGAACUGGAAGGCUUUCCUGCAUCGAACAACCAAAAUAAUGAUUUAAAUUGGUCCGAUUUGAGUAGGCCGGAUUCUCCAGCAAACAUGCAGUUCCAAGGAAUGCCUCUAAAAGACAAUAGCAGUGCUUACUCCAGUUUAGCAGGCUCUUCGGAAAUAUUAGACAUUAAUACAAAUAAUAUGCUUCAACAGCACACUCUUUUUGGUCAUAAUGAAAGAACUCAGACAUCUAUUUAUAGUAGCAGUCCCCGUCCACAGGAUGGGUAUGUUUCAUUGUUUGACUUGCAGGGAGGGGAUUAUUAAAACGAAAUCAAAUCACACUUCUGUUUGUAGUAUUUCCAUGCAACAUACAGUUUUUAAAACGUGAGAUAUAGUACUAGUCUUUAUUAGCUGAAAAAUGUAAAAUAUUGCUUUUACUUAGAUUUUUAUAACUUAGGUUUUAUGUAGAAGUAUUUCACCAGCCACCAUUAACUUUUGUAAUUGGACAUACUACAUUUUCUAUUCCUCUCAAGUUAAUCUAAAUGUUUCAUUUGUUGUUAUCCUCUUGUAAAUCUCUUGUUCAGUUUUACUCGUUUUAUGAGUUGAUAAUCCCCACCAUAUUGGUUGUCACAUCUAAUGUUUAUUCUUCCAGCUGAUAUCUUCUGGAUGCAAUAUUGUUCUGUUAUCUGUUGAAAUUUUAAAUUAAUGUCAAAGUUUGUGCUGGUAUCACAAAGCUUUACUUCUAGUUUUUGUAAACAAGUUUGGAAUGUUAAAAUAUGUCUUUUAUCUGUUCUCAGGUAUUGUCCACUAGUCGUGUUACUUUUUACUUGUAUAAUUUUUAGGAGGAACAAGAGUGUGAUUUUGAAAAUGUGAUUAUAAAGUUGAAGUAACUUCUCAUUUCUCUGUGAGAUUUUGUAUAUUUUCAUUUGCACUCUUCUGAGAAUUGUUUAUAAAAAAUAAAAAAUUAAAGACCAAA